AUGGGUGAGGAAACUGAAAAGGUGGACCAGUUGGACCCUGUAGAGGUCGAUGGCUAUGAGAACGUGUUCGGCUUACAAACCUUCAAAGAUGGGGAAAUUGAAGUCGAUGAUUUGUCAGUUCAACUGGCCUUGGCCUUUAGUGGAUUCACUGUAAAGGAAGAAGAGGAAGAUUCUAAUGAUGAAGAUGGUGAAGAGUGUCCCAACCCUGAUGAUCCACCGGCGCCUGAAGGCAAAGCGAAGGAACCACAGGAGAAGCUCCUCAAUGCUGCAAAGGCACGAGUUCGCAGAAUGGUGCAAGAGAAGUCCAAGCGGACUGACCUUGCAGCACCAGAGUUCAUCAAGUUGGAGUGGGAGAAGGGUACAGCAGCAAGAACCCAAAUGGCACUGUGCUUGCAAGAGGUGAAUUGGUCUAAGGACAAAUUCCUAGUCGAGAUGGAACGCAUCGUCACAAACAAACGCAGCAUCAAAAUCACCAGAGAUGCGGGCUGGUACUCGGAAGCUGAGAUGAAGGUGGAUCUCUCUUGGACUACGACUCGUAUCAAUGGAGCCAAAGCCUAUUGUCAAGCCCCUGAGCGAGUCAAGACCCACUGCAGGUGCAACGUCUAUGACAAUGUCAUGGAAUUCUGGGUUGUGACCCGGGAACGGGGAAGCCAGGAAGAUGCCCGGGAAAUUGAAGAUAAGAAAAGAUCCCUCGAAAAGGGCGACGCCCCGGUGGCGAUUGCUGAUGACAUGUUCAACGACUUGGAAGAUGGGGUCAACCGCAUGGCCGUACCAGCUGCUACCGCAGAAGCUGCAAAUGGCUCUGCUACUCCCGGUCAAGAUGCUAUCACCAAUGCUAAGAACAUUCAGGAUUGGUCGUUGAAAACAUUGACCGAGCACAUCGGUAAGUUGGAGACGGAAUAUGAUGUUCUGAACGAUGAGCUUGCGAAGGGAGAGUCAUCUAGCUUUGGACGAGUCGCGCCACUGCUGCUGAAACCAAAGUUCGGCCACGGCCUGAACGGUCAAGAGAUGCCAGUGCUAGCAAGGAAGUCAAAGCAGUUCCUGGAUAAGAAUGCGGCGGACACUUCCCGGAGGACUGAUGACAAACCCCGACAGAGCAAGCGUAUUGCAGAGGAUGCAUUGCCCAAGGCAAAGGCUAAGUCGGUUCCCUGUGCAGUGGCUAUUCGAACAGCUCGUGCAAUCACACGGGAAGUUCCACAAGCUGCAGCAAGCAGUAUUGCAGCAUUAGCGUCAUGUGCUGAAAAAAAAUCAGAAAGGGAUGCCCACCGCUUGUCCAAGAAGUACAAAAUUACGCUUGGGCUUCCAUUGAAUUCUUUGAAGGUACCCACUGGCGUAAUCCACUAUGUGAAAAUGUCAGCUUGGGCGUCUUUCAUCAUGAAGCACAACUUAUGGCACAACCUAACAGGACUUGAAACUCCAAAUCACGAUCGCUGCUGCGCUAUCUGGACACUGUUUUGGGAAAGGUAUCGCAAAAUCAAUGGGGGACACGAAGUGUUUCAAAGAGAAGACAUAGACUUGUCACGAACAUGUGCUCUACUCAUUCAUGGCGACGAGGGGCGCACCCUCAAAAAGGCCCCAAUUAUGAUCCUUAGCGCGCACAGUGUUUUGGGCCAUGGAAUUUCAACUUCAAAGAAGAGAGAUGAAUUUGCAUUCAACAGAAUGAACUUUGAACAUUCAACGUGGACUACUCGCUUUUUGCUUUCUGUUUUGCCGCGUUCAUUCUACAAACUGGACGAUGGACAAGAGAUCGAUGUAUUCCAAGAUCUUUUGAGAGUUUUGACUCAAGACCUACGCAUGCUCUAUGAGACUGGGGUAACUGACAGGUCUGGCAAAAAAAAAUUCUUUGCGACCAUCCGGGUGAUGGGCGACUGGCCCUUUAUUGUCAAGGCCGGCUGUUUGAACAGGUCUUUCCAGAACGUGGCAAAGCACCAGUCUAGCAAGGCAUCCCCAAAGGGGAUAUGCCACAGGUGUUGUGCCGACUUGCCUGGCUAUCCUUGGGAAGAUUUGACUUCAGAACCAACGUGGAAGAGUAGCAUCAACACACUGAGCCCAUUUGCAAGAGCUCCAGCAUUGCUGGGCUUAGUGGUGGAUCCACAAGAUGCACCGGCAUUCUUUGAGUUCGAUCUAUUCCAUACGUGGCAUCUUGGAAUAGGCAGAACCUACCUGGCUUCAGCAAUCAUUGUGUUUGCGCUGAGCACUAUGUUUGAAGGAAGUAUUGACACUCGACUUGAGACAGUUACAAACCGGUACUUGGCAUGGUGCACAAACAACAAAAUAUCCCCAGUGGUUCGUCGAUUCAGCAAGGACUCUCUGUCUUGGCCACAGAGCAAUGUUUUCCCAUGCGGCAGAUGGAGCAAAGGGGCAGCAACUACAGUGAUUUCAAAAUGGUUUUUGCAUGAGUGCAGAUCUAAUCGCAACGAUCUGGAAUCUAAUGAACUAUUCAUGAUUGUUUGCGAUGCUACUGAAGCCAUCAGUACGUUCUUGUCAGGCCUCUACAAGCAAGAUGUUUGGAUCAAGUCUGAAAAAGCUAGUUUUUUAGCAAGACAGGGCGACAUGUUUUUGGAAAAAUAUGGAGAGGCAGUCCGUGUUUGUUUUCACUCACGAAGGCAGUUGUUCAUGCUGAUGCCAAACCUACAUCGGUUGGCUCACAUCACCGACGACAUGGAGAAGCAAAGCAAAGUCUCUGAAUGGGUUUGGAACCCUUUAGUUUACAGCUGUCAGGCUGACGAAGACUACGUAGGUAGACCAUCGCGAGUCAGUCGAAGGGUUUCGAUUCUUCAGACUAUCAAGAACACUCUUUUGCGCUGCAUGGAAGCGGCUUACUCGCAUUAUGUGAGCGCCGGUCUUUUGAUUAUGGAUGCAGAUUGA
Molecule: messenger RNA, 2868 nt
Organism: Cladocopium goreaui
Lineage: Eukaryota; Dinophyceae; Suessiales; Symbiodiniaceae
Source: the annotation of a GenBank genome assembly